Messenger RNA from Mobula hypostoma (lesser devil ray), 807 nucleotides. RefSeq lists its product as uncharacterized. The record is from RefSeq and is a predicted model, not a curated record. Bases 1 to 807 code for a protein of 268 amino acids. The transcript has a single exon. NCBI's taxonomy places the organism in Eukaryota, Metazoa, Chordata, Chondrichthyes, Myliobatiformes, Myliobatidae.
AUGCCUCGUCCUCGCCCCGACUCCAUCUCGAACACGCCUCGCCCUCGCCCGGACUCCAUCUCGAACGUGCCUCGUCCUCGCCCCGUCUUCAUCUCGAACACGCCUCACCCUCGCCCGGACUCCAUCUCGAACACGCCUCACCCUCGCCCGGACUCCAUCUCGAACACACCUCGCCCCGACUCCAUCUCGAACACGACUCGCCCUCGCCCGGACUCCAUCUCAAAUACACCUCGCCCUCGCCCGAACUCCAUCUCGAACACAACUCGCCCUCGCCUGGACUCCAUCUCAAACACACCUCGCCCUCGCCCGAACUCCAUCUCGAACACACCUCGUCCUCGCCCCAUCUUCAUCUCGAACACGCCUCGCCCCGACUCCAUCUUGAACACGCCUCGCCCUCACCCCGACUCCAUCUCGAACACGCCUCGCCCUUGCCCCGACUCCAUCUCGAACAUGCCUCGCCCAGACGCCAUCUCGAACACACCUCGCCCCGACUCCAUCUCGAACACGCCUCGCCCUCACCCCGACUCCAUCUCGAACACGCCUCGCCCUUGCCCCGACUCCAUCUCGAACAUGCCUCGCCCAGACGCCAUCUCGAACACACCUCGCCCCGACUCCAUCUCGAACACGCCUCGUCCUCGCCCUGACUCCAUCUCAAACACGCCUCGCCCCGACUCCAUCUCAAACACACCUCGCCCCGACUCCAUCUCGAACACACCUCGCCCUGACUCCAUGUCAAACACACCUCACCCCGACUCCAUCUCGAACAUGCCUUGGCCUUGCCCUGACUCUGUUUCGAUCACGCUUUGA